ACGGUUUGACAAGGACAGAAGAAAGCACAGAGCACGAUGGACGAGGAAGAGAUGCCAAUCACCAAGAUCUCGGUGUACACGCCACUGAUCUACGUGACGAUCAUGAUUGGAGCGCUUGUGGUGUUCUCCAUCAAGUACAGACAGAAGAAGCUGAAGGAGCUGACGUCGAGAAAGCCCUUCUUCGACAGGAACAUUGCGAAAGAGAUGUACUUCGAGCUGGUGAACGCUGACGAGAAGCCGAAUGAGCAGGUGCUGAAGGCUGCGCUGAUCAGAAGGGGAGCUGAGUGCAUCAAGAGAACGCUGAAGCUGAAGGAGUUCACACCUUUCAUGAACGUUUUAUAUCACAAGGGUUCUAUAAGCGAUGACCUAUGGGAGAGGUUCCAAACAGCGCAGAAGGUGGAGGAGAUUGAGAUCCAGGAGCUGGUGCAGGAGACUGAGAAGUAUAAGAAGGGCUGGGUCUCAAAGUUCUUGCCUCUGUUGCAGGAGGUUUGCCUCAACGAGGCCUUGGCUAAGAAGUACAACGGGCUGAAGGACAAGAAGGUUGACCUGCUACACGAAUGGGGAAUCAAGGUCAAUGACGAUGGCACAUACGUAUUCCCAAACCAAACUCCUCAUAAACAAACGGCUACAGUUAAAUAGAAUGGGUGAGACAUGCUGAAUGUAUACGUGUAUCGUCAAAACAGAUAUAUAUACACAUGGAGUAACUUUG
Molecule: messenger RNA, 709 nt
Organism: Williopsis jadinii
Lineage: Eukaryota; Fungi; Ascomycota; Saccharomycetes; Phaffomycetales; Wickerhamomycetaceae
Gene: SEC66
Product: Sec63 complex subunit SEC66
Exons: 1
Coding region: 37-639 (200 amino acids)
Biological process (GO): post-translational protein targeting to membrane, translocation
Cellular component (GO): Sec62/Sec63 complex
Source: RefSeq, a predicted model, not a curated record